AUGCUGUCGAAAAUAUACCUAGCGUGUUUAGUGCCAGCGUUCGCUUUGACGGAUAUCGACAUAAAGUGCAUGGCCAAUAAUGAAGAGCAUCUAUCAAACGACAGGCUCCUGGGCACUUGGUACAUAAUGUACACCUUCUCAUUUAUGGGCGGCGUCAUACCCACGACCGCUUGUACCAACAUCACAAUCACGAAACCCACUGCCGAAGACUUGCAGCUGUUCAAAGACGAAUACCUGGCCCCUGGCCUCCCGUACUCGUUUGAAGACAACCCUGUACUCUCUACCAAGGGUCAAGAAAAUGGCAUGCUGAUAGGAAACAAUAGAGCCAAAUUCUAUGUUCUCAAACCUAAUGACGGAUUUUUAAAUCCAUUUGGAUACGAAGUGCAAGCUUACCAGUUCUUGACCGAGAAAUUCGUGAUGCAUACUCCGUGUCCGCUGAGGGGAAACCGUAGGAUGCUUUUGUCCAACGACAGACAUGCAACGGUCGAGGAAAUGGAGCGAGUGAUCAAGAAUACACGUGAAUUAAACAUUCUUGAGAGGAACAGAUUUUGUGCUUAA
Messenger RNA from Bombyx mandarina (wild silkworm), 558 nucleotides. RefSeq lists its product as uncharacterized. The record is from RefSeq and is a predicted model, not a curated record. NCBI's taxonomy places the organism in Eukaryota, Metazoa, Arthropoda, Insecta, Lepidoptera, Bombycidae.